Molecule: messenger RNA, 1658 nt
Organism: Orcinus orca (killer whale)
Lineage: Eukaryota; Metazoa; Chordata; Mammalia; Artiodactyla; Delphinidae
Product: NHS-like protein 2
Exons: 2
Coding region: 326-769 (147 amino acids)
Source: RefSeq, a predicted model, not a curated record
GUAGCAGAGCGAGGGAGGAGGAGGUGGAGAAAGGCGGGGAGGAGGAGGAGCCCAGCAAACCAGAGUCAGAGGGACUGGUGGCUCCGGCGAGUGUGCAGCCCCGGGGGGAGACGGCGCUCCAGGCUGGGAACCCGUCAUCCCGCCCACCGGCCCGGCGUCUUUGGCGCCCGCCCUGUGUCUUUGGCGCCCGCCCGCUCGCCGGCCCGCGCCCAGGGGCCUGCUACACCCGGAGCUGGGGCCGACCCUCAGGGGCGCUUGGGCCAGGGGUGCCGCUCGGGGCGAGCCGGCCGCGCCGCCAGGCUGGUCCCCCGCGCCCGCGCCCGGGAUGCCGUUCUACAGGCGCACAGUGGUACCCCAGCGCCUGUGCCCGCGCAACCCGCCGCAGCCGCUGACCGAGCUCCGCGACGUGAGCCACCUGGCCGCGCUCAGCCUGCUCCGGCAGCUCGCCGACCUCUGCGGCCACUCGUUGGCUCUGCUCGAGGACCUCGAGGGGCACCUGCUGGCCCUGGGGCGCCGUACCGACAGCCUGUUCCGCCGCACCGUGCACCUCCGCCGCCGCCUUCCCUGCCGCCUGCUCGGCCCGGAGGACGACGAGGAAGAGCUAGGUGCCUCCCAUUGGUCAAACCUAACCCGAAGCCAGAGGGCGAGGGAACCUGUCGAUGCAGUCUAUACAGGUCAGCCUACCAAGGCACGAAGCUGGGUGGAAAAGGGUGGACAAGAUCUGGAGGGGCAAAUGGAAAAUGUGCACAACCUCUGCAUAGCUUUGUAGCUGGCUCCCUCACUCCCUCCAGCCCUCCACUGAAAUGUUACCUUCUCAGUGAAGCCUUCUCUGGCCACCAUUUCUAAAAUUUCAGCCCCCAGCACCCAACACCUUACAUCCAUUCAUGCUAUGCUUUCGUAUAGCACUUAAUACCACAUAACAUAUAAUUUAUUUAUCUUGCCUAUCAUCUGCUCCCCCACUAGAAUGGGAGUUCCAUGAGGGCAGGGACUUUGUUUGAUUCAUUGCUAUUAUCACUGCCUAGAAUAGUAUACAGUAGGUGCUCAAUAAAUAUCUUGUCAAUGAAUGAAGCACUCUCAGAGGCCCCCCUACGGUGAGUCUGCUCUCAGCCAGGCACAGCUGGGGGUAGGUGUUCAAUUGUUGUUCAUGCCUGCUGCUCUCAGUUUUCUCCAAAGAGGCUCGGCUGCUGCUGCGGUAUUUCAAGUCAGAGGGUGGGGAGGCCUUUGGUGCCCUCAGCAUCGAAACUUGCAUGACAGUUUGUCAACUCGAACCUUUUGGAAACUGCUGUUGCAUUGAUUAGCAUGGGCUGAGCUUUGUGUAUUUUUAAGUCAGCAGCAGUGGGUAGAUUCACAGUCAUGGGGACAUUGGCCCUUCCAGGUGGUACAUCCAUACCUCAAUAGUAGUGCUAAUGGGCCUGUUUCCAAAUAAGGUGGGCCCAGGAGGCACUUCCUUGAGGCUCAAGGGCAGGGGGAUGUGAGCUGGGCCCUCUGGCCACAGUGGUGGUGAAACAGGGAUAGGUUAGAUCAGGACAAGCAAAACAGGUUUGAAUUCCUAGUAUUCUGUAGCUGUGUCCAGGAUAAUGUUUUUACUAUACAAGUGGUAUAUGAAGAUAUUCUCAUUGUGAAAAAAAAUCAAACAGUCCAGCUACAGUUAAAAUCCU